UUGCUAGUUCUUUUAAUUGUGGUUGAGAUAUUUUAAAAAACUGCAAUGCGAUUGGGAAAUUUCGGUAGGAUCGCGUUGGGGUGGACAAUUAUAACGGUAGGAGGUAUAUAUUCGUUUAUUCUAUCAAAAAAGUCUGUAGAUAAGCGGCGUUUCGAGGAUAUGCAAAUUCGUGAACGAAUGCGAAAAUCGAACUUAGGAGAUUACGAGGCUGUAGGCAGUAGAAAGUUUGGUGCUUAAAAAAUAUUUAUGAAAGAAAUUACGACAAAGCAAAAUUAAAUCAAUUUUUAUAACCUCUGAGAACAUGGCUAUGCCCCAGUUAAGCA
Molecule: messenger RNA, 323 nt
Organism: Glossina fuscipes
Lineage: Eukaryota; Metazoa; Arthropoda; Insecta; Diptera; Glossinidae
Exons: 2
Coding region: 46-237 (63 amino acids)
Source: RefSeq, a predicted model, not a curated record